AUGGCUUUGGAAGAUCUUAUUCUUCAAACUACUGAUGAAGCUCAGAUGACCGAUAACUGGGAGGACAUCCUAGAAGUCUGUGAUCUUGUUAAUAAUGAUCCAACCGAUGGUCCUGAAAUCGCUAUCAAAACUUUAGGCAAGAGAUUCAUGAUAAAUAAUGCAAAUAUCUUAUUACGAUCAAUAACUUUAUUGCAGGCUCUAUCCGAGAAUUGUGGUUCAAAAAUGAAGUUUCAAGCUGCUUCAAAAAACUUCACAAACUUAUUAUACGAUAAUAUUAUAUCAAACAAAAAGAUUCAUAUUACUAUUAAACAAGAAUUAAUCUCUGUUUUAACCCAAUUAUCACACUCUUUUAAAAAUGAUCCCUCGUUGCGUUUAGUCGAUGAUUUAUUAAAAAAAAUCAAAAAAAAGCACCCUGAGUUAUUCCCAAAUAACAACGCCAACUCUGCUUAUGCUCCUUCUUCUUCUGAUGGUCCCUCGUUACCUCAAAAGGAUCAAAUGCAAGAAGCCGAUAAAGCUCUAGAAGAUGAUGAAUUAAAAAAAGUCUUGGAACUAUCUCUCAAAGAGUAUAAUCAAGAACAAAGCUGGAGAACUAGUUAUACUAAAUUUCAAAAACCUGUUGAAUCAAUCAAAAAAUCAAAUGAUGAAUCGAAUUUAAAUAAUCAAUUCAAAGACCUAUUUAUAAAUGACAAAUCCCAAUCCCAAUCUCAAUCUCAAUCCCAAUUGCAACCAAAAAUUGAACCGGAUUUUACAAAUGAUCCAUUUUCUAAACCUCAACAUCAACAUCAAUCUGAACCUAAACCCGAACCUGAACCUGAACCUGAACCUCAACUACUAGUACAAGAUCUGUCGGUUUCUGAAAUAAAAGCUGAAAAUACUGAACCCUUAUCUCCAGCUGUAAUCACCCGUGUUAAAGCGCUCUACGAUUUAAUUUCUGUCGAACCAGACGAAUUAUCCUUUAAAAAGGGCGAUACAAUCAUCGUAUUGGAAUCAGUUUAUAAAGACUGGUGGAGAGGUUCAUUGAAUGGCCAAAUCGGUAUAUUCCCAUUAAAUUACGUCUCGCCAAUCAAGGAUCCUUCCCCCGAAGAAUUGUUAAAAGAAAACAAAAUUGAAUCAGAUAUUCUAAAACAAUCUUCUAAUAUUGAAAGACUAUUAAUUAGAUUAACAACCAUCAACAAUGAAUCGGAAAAUAACCAACUCUCUCAACAGGAAUUUAUCAAACUAAUUAACGAUCAGAGCCUCACUGAUUUAUUUAACAAUCUAAUCUCUGUUCGUCCCAAAUUAGGUAAAUUGAUUGAAAAAUACUCCGAAAGAAAAGAUGGUUUGCUUCAAUUAAAUGAAAAACUAAUGGAAAGUGAAAGAAUUUAUAAUGAUUUAAUGGAUGAUGCAAUUAAUCAAUUUAAAACACCUGCUUCAAAGAAAUCAAUGACCUCAGGCCAAAUUUAUUCACAGUAUACUGGUUUUGGUCAGCCACAACAACCACCAUCUCAACUACCACUUCAACCACUAUCCCAAAAAUUACAGAGUGACCCUUAUAGUGUUAAUAACUCAGGGCCAACUCACAUUCAACCUCAGGGAACAUCAGUAAAUAACCCAUUCAACUAUUAUCUAGGAAACACACAACAACCAAAUCAACCAAAUCAACCAAAUAAUUAUAAAUUUCAAUAUCCUUCAAAUGUUGCGGGCUCAUCUAACUCUACUGGCGGCAGUAUCUCUAAUCCAUAUCAACAAAAUUCUCAACCAUCACAAUCGCCACCACAAACCCAACCUCAACCACCAAAUCCCAUUACUAUGAAUAGUACUGGAGGAUUCCAAAGUCUUCUACCAAACGUUAAUCCUAAUUCUACUGGUGGACGUCCAGGAAAUCACCCAAAUACAAUAAAUGUUCUACCGAAUACAACUGGAGGAUAUCAAGGCCCUGGUCCUAACCAACAAUCACAACCACAACAGCAACAGCAACAGCAACAGCAACCACCACUACAACAACAACAUUUUAUUGAUCCUCACACAUCUGGUGGAUAUACACGUCCUCAGAAUGCACCUCCUGGUUAUAACCCAGAAUAUCAAAAUCCAGCACAAACCAUUAAGCCAGUUGCUACUGGAUACAAUGCAGGAUACCAACCACCAAGUCAAGACCAACAAUCUAACUUAUCACUUGGACCAACACCAGCACCAUUGGCUCCACAACACACUUUUAAACCAUAUCCAGACAUGAACCAAUUUGAAAUCAGUAAUCCAUUAAAGGAAAACAAUGCUGGCGGUUCUACAACUCUACAAACUACUCUGCCAGCUCAACAAGGAAAUGGCAGAAAGGGAAGUGCACCAUAUCCAACCGACGUCAGUAAACAGCAUGGUGGAGUUUAUUUUAUGAAUGUGAUAUAUCUAUCAAAAGAACAUAUCAAGAUUUUAAACAAUAAUUUUCCUCUAAUUUCAAAAAAACUCUUGAAAUUGGGUUUGAAAUUAGGUACUUUACUUAACUAUCCCAUCAAUAAUAAUAAUUUAAAAUUUUUCUUGGAAAACUUUUUAAAUGUCCUAAAUCAAUUUAAUUCUCUUUUAAUCAAAAAUCAAAAUUAUCUCAAUGUAAAUACAAAUACUAAUAACAAUUCAAUCUCUUUAAACCAUACCAAUAGUUAUUCUAAUUUGAAUUCAAAUUCAAAUUCAAAUUCAACCUCUUCCAAUUCAAAUAAAUAUAAACCUAAUAUUUAUAAUCAUAAUAGUAACAAUAACUAUAACUAUAAUUAUCAUUAUCAUCACAAUAAUAACAAUGCUACUAAUUCCCAUUCAAAUCAUUCAACUAGAACUAAUAGCGUCAAUCUAAACAUUAUUCAACUAUCAAACAAUAAUACAAUCGAUAACAUUUUUUCUUUUAUAACCUUGUUAAAAAUCCUUAUAAAAGUAUUUAUAAAAAUCAAUUUUCAUAUAAAUGAUCUAUAUAAAGAUUCACCUAUUCAAUUUAAUCAAAAUAAUCAAAAUAAUCAAAAUAAUCAAAAUAAUCAAAAUAAUGUCAACUAUCAAUUAAACUCAAACUCGAUAAAUCCUAAUUUCAAUUCCCAAAAUCAAUCCCAAUCUCAAUCUCAACAAAAUCUGCUAAAUACUUCAAACUACAAUAAUAACUCAAAUUAUAAUCAUACCCCAACUACAGCAACCGCCAGCUCUACCACUCUCAAUUCAAACUCCUUAAAUUCUUACAAUUCAAGCUCGGCGCUAUCUUCUUUUAAAUCUUAUAAUGAAAAUCCUCACAAUGAAAAGGAUGCUUAUAAUCAAUUCAAUCAAUUUAACCAAUUUAGCCAACUGAACCAAUUUAACCAACCAAAAAUUGAUAUCAAAAAUAUGAUUACUUAUAAAUUAUUAAAUGAAAUUGAUAAAAAAUUAAACACAAAUUUAAUAUCCCCUGUCAUUUCAAUUAUAAAACAAAUUAGUAACAAAUUAAUGAACGAACAAAUGGUUUCAAUUGCUAAUAUUUUGAACGAUUUUUAA
Molecule: messenger RNA, 3474 nt
Organism: Ascoidea rubescens DSM 1968
Lineage: Eukaryota; Fungi; Ascomycota; Saccharomycetes; Ascoideales; Ascoideaceae
Product: ESCRT-0 subunit protein HSE1
Exons: 3
Coding region: 1-3474 (1157 amino acids)
Biological process (GO): protein transport to vacuole involved in ubiquitin-dependent protein catabolic process via the multivesicular body sorting pathway
Cellular component (GO): ESCRT-0 complex
Molecular function (GO): ubiquitin binding; phosphatidylinositol binding
Source: RefSeq, a predicted model, not a curated record